Stegodyphus dumicola is the source of this 875-nucleotide messenger RNA. Its product is annotated as histidine-rich glycoprotein-like. Lineage: Eukaryota; Metazoa; Arthropoda; Arachnida; Araneae; Eresidae. The record is from RefSeq and is a predicted model, not a curated record.
UCAAAAUGAAGACGUCUGGACUGCUGCUGGACUUCAAACUGUGGUUUAUGAUAGUUGUGGCAAUGGAAAUUACUGAAGUAUAUUGCCAAAAAUACUAUCCUGUGUACUAUACUGUUGGACACCACCAUGGUCACCAUCACAAGAAAAAAAUUGAAAUUCAUAUGAAAAAUCAUCAUCAUCACCAUCACCACCACCAUCACGGACAUGAACAUAAGCAUCACCAUGGACAUCAUCACGGCCACCAUCAUCAACAUGGUCAUCAUCACGGUCACCAUCAUCACCAUGGACAUCAUCACCAUCAUGGCCACCAUCAUCAUCACGGGCACGAGCAUAAGCACCACCAUGGGCAUCAUCACGGUCACCAUCAUCACCAUGGCCAUCAUCAUCAUCACGGCCACGACCAUAAGCACCACCAUGGACAUCAUCACGGUCACCAUCAUCACCAUGGACAUCAUCACCAUCAUGGACAUCAUCACGGACAUCACCACGGACAUCAUCAUGGUCAUCACCACGGCCAUCACCAUGGUCAUCAUCACGGUCAUCAUCAUGGACAUCACCAUGGUCAUCAUCACGGCCACCACCACGGACAUCAUCAUGGUCAUCACCAUGGUCAUCAUCACGGCCAGCACCACAGACAUCAUCAUGGCCAUCAUCACGGUCACCACCACGGACAUCAUCAUGGCCAUCAUCAUGGUCACCACCAUGGACACCAUCAUGGUCACCAUCAUGGACACCACCAUGGACACCAUCAUGGGCAUCAUCAUGGACACCAUCACGGUCAUCACCAUGGACACCACAGUGGACAUCAUCACGGACAUGCCCUCGGGUUACAUAAUGUUAUGCACUUUUACAAUCUUUUUGGUCAGCAAUACUGA